Aplosporella prunicola CBS 121167 is the source of this 2223-nucleotide messenger RNA. RefSeq lists its product as uncharacterized. The transcript has 2 exons. Lineage: Eukaryota; Fungi; Ascomycota; Dothideomycetes; Botryosphaeriales; Aplosporellaceae. Gene Ontology annotation, biological process: regulation of DNA-templated transcription; DNA-templated transcription. Gene Ontology annotation, molecular function: carboxy-lyase activity; zinc ion binding; DNA binding. Bases 1 to 2223 code for a protein of 740 amino acids. The record is from RefSeq and is a predicted model, not a curated record.
AUGGACAGUCCCAGCACCUCCGCGCCCGCCGCCCCCGCCUUCCCGGAGCAAGCUUCGCGCUCUGACGUCGACGAGAUCUUGCGACGGAAGCGAAAGGCCAGGGAGUACAAGGCCUGCUAUCCGUGCCGCCAGCGCAAGGUCAAGUGCGACCAGGCCGUGCCGUGCAAGACGUGCAUUGCCAGAGAACAUCCGGAGCUCUGCACAUAUCAUCCUCCUGCCGAGUCCCACCCGCCGGCGAAGCGCAUCAGCCAUGGCCCCAGCCAUUACGGCCUCGCCGACUCAUCAAACGGUCUUAAUAGCUCCAUCAACUACAACGUCAACGGCACAGUCACAAUCGGGCGCGAGGAUUGGGAGAGACUAUGCUCCAAGCUGAAUGCCGUCGAGCGGUCAUUGCUGGACUUGAAAGGCACCAUUCGACACGCUUCCGAAGGACCCGUCGGGCCGUCAAACGGUCAUACCGAGACCGCCGCGAGCACUCCCUCUAGACAGCUCUCUGCGGACCCGAGCACCCGCCACGUCAGUAGUCAGGGGAUCCACACGACGAACAGUAUUACGGGUCAAACGGUCCAUCUUGGUGGAAAUUCCGUGCCUGCUCUGGUGAUGAGUUUGGGAAAGGGUGAAGCUGGGAGCAGCGGCGGCGUGCAAGAAUUGCUGGGCAAAAAUGUCCUGCCAAUAUUUGGCUUGGACAACGAAAGCGCCACAUAUCCGUUUGUGGACCUUUGGGGUCUGCCGCACGGAUCCAUGUCUCGGGUGUACGAACUCUGCAAUGCUUUGCCGAAUGACUCGGACUGCUGGAACUUGCUCAAGUAUCACAAAGAAACGGCGCAUGUCGUUUACCCCGCCGUUGCCGACAUCGAAAAGCUCGAAUCGGAACUCUUGCGCUUCCUCAUCACGCGCGGAGGUUCCCGGACCAACGAGGAAGAUGGCAGCGUCACCGGAGUCACCGGAGUCACCGAACAGUCAAUCUUCGGCAAGGAUCUCCAUUGGGUCGGACUACUAUUCGCGGUGCUUGCUUCUGGGUGCCAAUGCUCUGCCUUGCCGCGCAAGGAACGGGAGCUGACAUCGCAGGUUUACGUGUGCUGCAGCUUCGAGUGUCUGCGUUCCACCAAUUUCCUGUCGCAUUCGAGCCUGGAGUCCAUCCAAUCGUUGCUGAUCCUCGGAAACGUCAUGUCGAACAAUAUGAAUGCUGGAGUGUCGUGGUCCUUGCUCGGCCUGACUAUUCGUCUGGCUCAGAGUUUAGGGCUGCACCGUGCCUGCCCAACCAGCUCCACCGAGGAAACUAAGCUCACGCGAAAGAAAGUGUGGUGGGCGGUUCUGUGGCAAGACAGCUUGCUCUCAAUUACCUACGACAGGGCUUCAUCAACGAGUACCACCGAGCUUGUUCCCAUCAACCCAGAAUCAAGCCCGGGAAACCGCCCGUACAUUGAGUGCAUGUACCGGCUUUGUAAAGUCGGUCUCGACAUUGUCAGCGAACGCGCAUCGAACCAAGACCCCGAUCUGCGGCGGAUAGCGGAACGGCGCCAAGAAAUCCAGGACAUCAUGUUUGACGCAGCCGACUUCCUUCGCGAUUCGCGCAAAUGCCGAUCGAUGCGGGACCAACUCCAGCACUGGGCGCUGUAUCUUCACAUGUCGUACAUCAUGUCGGAGCUCUGUCGACCCGCGAUCAGCCCGACCAUGGAGAACAACGAACUGACUCGCAGUAUGCGGAAAGCCUGCGUAGACAGUCUUGCCAAUACCGUCGAGGCAUUCCUUGGCCUGCAGAACAUGACAGUUUUCGCCUCGCGGUCCUGGGCCGCGGUGCACCGUUCCCUCAGCUGCGCGCUUCUCCUCGGCAUUCUAAAGGAACCGGAGCGCAACGAGCGCGCUCGCAUGUUGCUCGAGAAACUCAUCACCGUUCUUACGGAUAUUACUCGGCAAGUUGAUCCUGCCGAGCUGUCACAGCCGAUCACUCGCUCGAUGAUCGCUCUAAGGAAGCUCUUGAACCUUCAAGAGUCCAAAUCCACAUCGCUGGGGCUGCAACAGGCCAUGCCGUCGACGGCAACGAGCACUCCUACAAUGGUUGGCUACACCCUCGAAGACAUCAACGGUGCGCUAAUGGGAGACGACGGCUCAUUUCCUUUAAACCACAACAGUCCAUUGGUGGCGGAUCUGGAUUCCGAAGCCAGCCCAUAUGCGCUCAUGGACUCGAUCAUUUGGGGCGUCAAGAGAACACCGCCUGGUUGA